AGGCAAGCAGGGGGCAUAGAGGCAAACGGGGCACACAGAGGCAAGCGGGGGACCAUGAACAGGCAAGGAGUGCGAGGCUCCACCCGCCCGGGCAAGGCCAGGCUCCCACAGAACCCUGCUGUGGCCAGGCAAGUGCAUGGGGCCAGGCCAUCCCCCUCACUCAGAUGCAGGGGCAGUGAAGGUGGGGCAAGAGCAUGCAGGGUAGUGCCCAGAACCCUGGGCAGGACAGGGCCCCUGCCAGAGUGCCCAGAACAGCUCAGUGACAGGGAGCUGGCCUGGCUGCGAGGGCUGGGCAUGCGUCACGAGUCACCUGUGACCAGGAGAGGCAGGAACACUGGCUCACAUGACUUGCUGGGCCCUGGCACACUGUGGUUCUGGGGGCACCGCCUGCUGCUCCCAGCCUUCAAAACCUGCACCUCAUGCUCACUCCUCUGGGAGCCGUGGCUAGGAACCCACAGGUUCUCAAACCGGCUCCCACAGGCACUCCCAGGGACCCCUGUUCCUACCAUGAGCCUGGCCAGAGAGGAGGCAGGCCACAGAGCCACGUUCCCCAGGAGCCCCUCCAGAGAGGAGGCGGGCCACAGAGACUCAUCCACCCAGCGUGACCAAGGAGAGAGUUUCCUCAGACUCUUCCUUCUAUGCCUCUCAGCGCAGCUCCUGACACAGGCAGGAGCCUGACCUCCUUGGCUCUAGGAAUGCCCGCCCCCAGUUGGCUUCCCUCCGAAGAUCUCUAGGUAAUGCCUGGUAAAAAGAGGGCCCUGGGGAGAAUGUUGGGGCAAACAGGCAAAGCGUGUCACCUUCCAACCGAUGGAAAGGGAAGGAAAACAGGUGCUGCUCAGCUCAUAACCUUCCUUGGAAACAGAAAUUAUCUUUGUGGUUGAUACCUAGUGAACUGCACAGAGAACAACCUGCAGCUUUGAAGUAUAUAAAUCCUUCAGUAUCUGUCAGCUGCCAGUAAAUAAAAAUGCACUCAGGAGAACUUUCCACCUGACCCCACCCAAGAGCCCAGCUGGCGUUUCCAGGUCCCGGCUGGGGUGAGAGCAGGCACUGGAGAGCGGCUCAGAUGGUGAGCGGGACGCACGUGAGCGCAUGGAGGAAAUGCCAGCAGCUCCCGCUCCACGUGACACCCUCCCAAGAAUUGAGCCAUUCUCAGCUCGGCAGAUGCUGGAUGCUGGCCGCUUCCCUCCGGCUCGGCUGACGGAGGGGCAGGCAUUAGCAAUCCAGGCAGCUUCUCUCGGACUCCCCGAGAGGAGGGGGCGUGGCGGGCCACAGGCUGGCCUGCGUGGUUCCACCUGCAGGAGAGCUCCGCAGAGGCAUCCCUUGCAGGAGGCUCAUGAUUGGGGCCGGCUCAACUUCUCUCCAGCCGUGCCAUAUCCCAUCUGUGCACAGACAUGCUGGAUGCACGCGCUCCCAUCUCUGCUUCCGAUCUGAGCCUGCCCUCCACCUCCGCUGUGCCUCUGGGAACCUCUGUGUUCUGUGGGCUGUGAGUGCAGCCCGGCCUUUGCUCUACAGUAGACCCUUCAUUGAUUUUCUCCGGGAAAAAAAGAGCUUGUAACCAAUGUCUCCGGCACACUGAGCACCAGGGGCAGCUGCCUGCACCUGGACAAGUCUCGGCCUGACCUGCCCCUGGGCACUCGGUGGGACAGCCUGCAGGGAUGCAGACAGGGACCUGCAGGGAGAGGCCACGGCCCCCAGGAGCUGGGCUGUCAGAAAGGUGGGGCCAGAGGCCAGCUGUGCUCAGUUCAGCCCCUUGUUUCUGGAACCCAGCAGUAAACAGCAGGAGGGAGGGGCGGCGGUGCCUGCCAAGGGAGGCAGAGGCCCUUCGGGGAACUCAGGAAAACAAGUGCUCGCAUCCUGGGGCCCUGGCUUGCACGCACGCGCAGGAGGCCAGGCGCACUGCUGAUAAGAGCCGCGGGUUUGCCGAGAAGUGCGGCAGCCCAGGUCUCACCAGAGCUUGGUGGCCGCCUCCGUCCCACCAUGCUGCUCUCGAACAGUGGCCAGGACCCACAGCGCCAAGAAGCAUGGGCCACCAAGUAAAGGGUUGUGGAGUCCUGCCGGCUGCCAUGUGGGGCUGCAGCUGGCUCAAUGGCACAGGACUGGUGGAGGAGCUGCCUGCCUGCCAGGACCUGCAGCUGGUGCUGCUGGUGCUGUCACUGCUGGGCUUGCUAGUGGGUGUACCGGUGGGCCUGUGCUACAACGCUCUGCUGGUGCUGGCCAACCUUCACAGCAAGGCCAGCAUGACCAUGCCGGAUGUGUACUUCGUCAACAUGGCAGUGGCAGGGCUGGUGCUCAGCGCCCUCGCCCCCGUGCACCUGCUGAGCCCCCUGAGCUCCCGGCAAGUGUGCCAGGACUCCCAGUGGCCACUGUGGAGUGUGGGGAGCGAGGUCCAUGUGGCACUCCAGAUCCCCUUCAAUGUGUCCUCGCUAGUGGCCAUGUACUCCACCGCCCUGCUGAGUCUCGACCACUACAUUGAGCGUGCGCUGCCGCGGACCUACAUGGCCAGUGUAUACAACACGAGGCACGUGUGCGGCUUUGUGUGGGGCGGAGCGCUGCUGACCAGCUUCUCUUCGCUGCUCUUCUACAUCUGCAGCCACAUAUCUGCCCGUGCACUGGAGUGCACCAAGAUGCAGAACGCUGAGGCUGCUGACGCCAUGCUGGUGUUCAUCGGCUAUGCGGUACCGGCGCUGGCUGCCCUCUACGCGCUGGUGCUGCUCUCCCGCGUCCGCAGGGAAGACACGCCCCUGGACCGGGACGAGGGCCGGCUGGAGCCCUCAGCACACAGGCUGCUGGUGGCCACUGUGUGCACGCAGUUUGGGCUCUGGACACCGCACUACCUGACCCUGCUGGGGUGCACGGUCUUUGUCUCGCGAGGGAAGCCUGUGGAUGCCCACUACCUGGGGCUGGUGGACUUUGCAAAGGAUGUGUCCAAACUCCUGGCCUUCUGCAGCAGCUUUGUGACGCCGCUUCUCUACCGCUACAUGAACCAGAGCUUCCCUGGCAAGCUCCGGCGGCUGAUGAAGAAGCUGCCUUGGGGGAACCGGCACUGCUCCCCGGACCAUGUGGGGGUGCAGCAGGUGCUGGCCUAGGUGGCCUGGCCCAGCCCUCCCACACAGGAACGCAGCAGGCGGUGACAUAGGCCCAGCCCUCUCACGUGGGGUGCAACAGGUGAUGAUGUAGGCAGCCCGGCCCUCCCACGCGGGGGUGCAGCAGGUGCUAGUGCAGGUGGCCCAGCCCUCCCACGUGGGAAUGCAGCAGAUGCUGAUGUAGGCCUAGCCUUCCCGGGAGGAGGUGGCUCUGGAGGACGCAGAGCACUUUGCUACCCUGGACGGCCCCUGCGUCCUUCCCAGAAGAUGAGCUGCUACAAGAGAAAUAUGAAAGGUGUUUCUCUUGCACUUUUAUUUUUCCCACAAAGGCCACUCUUGGGCCAAGGCCGUGCUGUCCCCAGUGGCUGGCGCCUGGCGUGAGUCUCCCCGAGGCCUGUGCGUCUCCUGAACACAUGGCGCAAGGUCCACAUCUGCAAAAGCCUCCUCGCUUUCAGCCCCCACAGAAUUCAGUUUGUCAAUGAAGUGAUGAAAGCCUAGAGCCAGUAUUUAUACUUUGCGGUCAAAACACUUGGUUGCCCCUCAUUUGUUUUAUAAAAAGAGAUGUUUUCUAGAAAAAUGACAAGUAUGAAAAUGAAGGAAACCCCAUGAAAGAAUGCCAGCAGACCAGGGUGACUUGCCCCUACCAGUGGGCGGCAUGGUGCUGGCUGGGCCUGCCAGGUGUGCCGCGGUUACCACAGGAUUCUGAGAAUAUUUCACAGAAGUGCCUGAGACGUGCGAGACGCGGCUGGUGUUAAACAAAGCCACCCAGUAGCAGUGACGUGCUCUCCCCAGCCACCACGUGUCCCUGACACCCUCUCCAGACCCCACAGAUAACAUCAGCUGAGGUUUUCUCAGUAUGAAUCUGUCCUUCUAAAUCAACUUCCCAAAGUGUGCACAAAACUAAAGAAAAUGAAAGAAAGGUGUGUUAGGGUUUCUGGCUGAAUACCAGAGCUGACGGGUCCCCCCACUGCAGGGGACAGAGGGCCGGAGGCUGUGUGGCAUGGGGUCUGGCGGGAGGGACAGGAAAGAACCUGAGGCCAGCUCCCAAAGCGCCUGGGAGCAGCAUCUGCAUCUCUGCGGCCCUUGCAGCCUCAGCUAGGGCCCAGACCGGCCUGUUUCGCUUGGGUGCAUGGGUCCGUAGUCAGGGGCCAUCGUCCCUCAUCAACCUCACUCGAGACCUUCCACCCACUGGUGUUCUGUAAAUCAUCUACUUUAAAAUGUGGCCAUGAGAAAAGACCCCAUUCCUCCACACCAUCUGUUCGCCUCUACACGAUUUUCUAGGAUUAAAUUACAGGCCCACAAUCCCCUAUCCCCAAUUCUAAAACCCAGAAAGCUCUGAAAACAGCAAGAUCUUCCCCAAAGUCUGCAGCAAAUUCACGUGGCAGCGAUCCCUGACCGGAAGAGAUGUGAGGGCUGCAUGUCCACGUGGACCCCACCCUUCUGGAGAAAGGUCGGCGUGGCUGUGGGGGCUGCCCCAUGCUCCGGUGUUCUGUGGACACCCCAGGCACACUUCCUCCCCACAGCCUGAGCCCGCUGGAAUUCUGAGUACGCCCGGCCCCAGGGACAGUGGGCCGGGAGGUGCAGCUUGCCGCCAUCGACGUGGGGACAUCACGCUCUGGUCCCAGUCUCCUGGGACUUCAGCCGUGAGGUCACUGGCAUUAUAUAUCGUGUGCUGCGAGUGGGUCAGAGUCGGCCUGGUGAGGACGUGUGGCUGCAGGCGACUCCUGCUGGGACUGAGACUCUCAGGACAGACUCCUAAGCUGCAGGAUCAGAAAAGAGUUUUCUGAGCUGCUUUCGUCAGUGUUUUCUUUCAGAUGUGUCAGGAUCACAUGUGGAUCUUUAAAGCUGCAGGCCUGACCUCCUUCCCACUCCCUCUGGAGCCGGAGCGGGUGGAAGGGCCUCAUCUCUGAUGGUCCCGGGCUUCCCAUCUCCAUACCUGUGUGGAAACCCUGGCAUCCAAUGAGGAAACGGUCACACCACCCCGCAGAACCCUGCCCGGUGGCUGGCGCCGAGUCACCCCAACCCUCCUCCCUGUGCAGCCUGGCUCUGCAGGGUGGGGUGUCUGUGUGUGAACCAGGAGACCCCCUUCCUGUUGGAUAUGCUCCAGCCCUCUUGGCUCCAGGCUGAGCUCCUGGGAGAGGGGCAGACCCCACAGCACAGGUGAGGGUGGUGCCGGGCUGCAUCUGCUGGGGAAUUACCCCAUCCAACCGGUCCUCCCCAAAGGCGGAAGGGGCCUAAAAUCACUUUAUUGAAAUUUAUUGGUAGCUCUGGGUGCAAAAUGGCUCAUUUCUGCGGGUCUGUUGGGGAGCCUGGCCUGCACUCAAUACCCCUGUUGGGUGGUCAGGUGGAGAGGCCCCGGGGACACCCCACAGCCUGGUCAGCUUUUCCUGGUGGGCCACACACAGGGCAGGCACAUGACUCCAGUGCAGACCCCCGCCUGCUACCUGAGACCCUUUGCUACACAUGGCCUCCCCUUACCCUUACCCAGCCAGUCCCCUCCUCAUCCCCAGACCCCACCAGCCUCUGCCGCCUGAGACCCUCCACUGUGCACUGAGGCCUCCAUCCGCAUCCCCAGACCCUGCCAGCCUCUGUGGCUGCUUCCCAGGAUCUGUGUUGCUGAUGUUUCCUGAGACAUCUGCUUGCCUAUAUUCUGUGCUGCCUUCGUCUGGGAAGAUUCAGUGCCUCCUGUGCCUCCUGCCUACUGAGUGAUUCCCAAGGCCUUCACCUCAACACACACAGGACACAAGAACUUAAGCCACCUGGGGGAGAAAAAGGUGUUACUUGUAAAAAGCCACGUAGCUGUCUGCCCAACUCCCUAAUUCUUCCCACAUCUGUGAGACACCAGGACGCGAGUUUUUCAGUGUUUGACGUCCCAGAAUCAGUAAUGUUGCUACCAACACUUCUUGACUACUAUAGUUAACAUAAUUCAUCUUAUUUUUGUUUAUCUACAAAAAAGCCCUACUGUGCUUCAUUACAUAAGAUUUCAGGAAAGGAGUUUAGUCAUGAAUUCGCUUCGUUGAAGGUGUGAGAGUUGUUGCAGGAGGCUGGAUCUAUUGUAAGUUGUGGCAGAGAGAUUAGGAAAUCUACACACAUCUUUUAUACACAGCACACGACAGAAGGAAACCAGGAAUAGACUGAGGGUUAUGCUGCAUGUUGAGGCCUCGACCCCAGGGAGAUGUGGGCACCCUCUGACCGCUCAGCAGCUCAGUCCUUCCCCAUGGCCGCACCUGUUUGCCUGAAGAUCCGUGAAUAUGAAAAGGAAGAAACUGUAGACUAUUAAAUUAUUUGAUACUUA
Sapajus apella (tufted capuchin) is the source of this 6378-nucleotide messenger RNA. It is a transcript of the gene GPR146, whose product is annotated as G protein-coupled receptor 146. Gene Ontology annotation, biological process: G protein-coupled receptor signaling pathway. Gene Ontology annotation, molecular function: G protein-coupled receptor activity. Lineage: Eukaryota; Metazoa; Chordata; Mammalia; Primates; Cebidae. The transcript has 3 exons. Gene Ontology annotation, cellular component: membrane. The record is from RefSeq and is a predicted model, not a curated record. The coding region runs from base 1656 to 3086 and encodes 476 amino acids.